AUGAAUCAGAAUGAUGUUAAAGCUGGGUAUUGGGUGCACCACAAGGAGGGUGAGGGUCCCAAAAUUGAUGCUAAACUUUUCACCCAUCUCUUCCGUGGUUAUGUCGAUUUCGAAUCUCAAUCAUAUCAAGUCACAUUUCUGGAUCAAGACACAUUCAAGAAGUUUUCUUCAACGGUGAAAAGAAGUAAUCUGAACCUGAAAACUCUGCUAUCAAUUCGAGUCGAGCACGAGAAAGCGGAGAGCUUUGCGACUCCGAUUCUCGUGCCCCCUUCGUCUAUUUCUCCAUUGAGGCAGCAAAAAGAGGCCUUGAUCUACAGUGGCUUCGCCAACUUGAGGCAUCAAAAACAUGAUUUUCAGUAUCCAAUUGAUGCAAUCCAGAAAAGCGUGGACUGGGUUAAUCUCAUUUGUUAUGAUUAUUACACUCCCACUAAUUGCAUCACUGAAACUGCACCAUCCUCAGCAUUCUCCCAUUCAGCCACUGUCAUCCCCUGUGCAUCUACAGAUAUAAAAGAGUUGAUUGGAAGUGGUUUAGCAGCUGAAAAGAUAGUACUUGGUAUUCCCUUCUACGGGUGGGCAUGGAGACUCAAGGAUCCUAAACCAAACCGCGUGUUUUCAGCAACUCAAGGAGCAGCCGAAGGUCCCGACAUCUCGGGCGACGGUCGCGUCGAUUACUUGAAUGUCAAGAAAUUCGUAGACAGCCAUGGAUGUUGUAUCAAAAACUCGAGUAUGAACUGGGUGGUUGAGUACGCCAAUUUUGAUGUAACUUGGAUUGCUUACAAUGGUGAAGGACCCAUAGUAUCCAAGAUCUUCAAGGCUAAGAACAACUUCUCUGGGCUGCGUGGUUAG
Molecule: messenger RNA, 846 nt
Organism: Momordica charantia (bitter melon)
Lineage: Eukaryota; Viridiplantae; Streptophyta; Magnoliopsida; Cucurbitales; Cucurbitaceae
Product: class V chitinase-like
Biological process (GO): chitin catabolic process; carbohydrate metabolic process
Cellular component (GO): extracellular region
Molecular function (GO): chitin binding; chitinase activity
Source: RefSeq, a predicted model, not a curated record